AUGAGGAGUGAUAAGAUAAAAAGUUAUAGUACUAAAGUGAUAAGAAAACAUUCAAAAUCAAGGCUUGGAAAUGAGGAUCAAAUGAAGAAGAAUCGCAAGCAUCCUCAUGAGAUUUCUGGAACUCAUUCGGCAAACUCUUGGGAAGAAGCGGAUCUAGGCUCCAAUGAAAGAAAAGAAAAGUUUUUACGAUUAAUGGGUGCCUCAUCCAAGAGAGAGCAUAAAGGUAAAAUAGUUAUCGGCGAAUACGAGAGAAACGCCAGAGCCACCGCUAAUACUGAGAUUAUUAUACAAAACCUAGAAGAGCAAUUUAAAGGCGGACUCAAGCAUGCUGCUUAUGAGAGGAAACAUUGUGGUCUAGUACCCUAUAUUGAAUUCAUACUUUAA
Messenger RNA from Protopolystoma xenopodis, 384 nucleotides. Lineage: Eukaryota; Metazoa; Platyhelminthes; Monogenea; Polystomatidea; Polystomatidae. The record is from the annotation of a GenBank genome assembly.